AUGCGAGCAACAGCGUUCCUCAAUACUCUAGUGACGGGAUUCGCCGUGGCCUUGGCCCUGGCUACCUCGCCAGUGUCAGCGGCGCCCGACCUCACCUGCACACACACCGUCUUCUUUGACAUCACACACGGCUCAAAGGACGUCGGAAGGAUCGAGAUGUGUCUGUAUGGCAACGUGGUCCCCAAGACCGUUGAGAACUUCCUCCAGCUCUCCACUGGCCAGCAGGGAUACGGCUACGAAGGAUCCAUCUUCCACCGUGUCAUCUCCAACUUUAUGAUCCAGGGAGGUGACUUCACCGAGGGUUCCGGUCGUGGUGGAAAGUCCAUCUACGGCGCUCGUUUCGCCGACGAGAACUUCCAGCUCAAGCACGAGGGUGCUGGUACCUUGUCCAUGGCCAACGCUGGCAAGGACACCAAUGGCAGCCAAUUCUUCAUCUGCACUGUCAAAACCUCAUGGCUCGAUGGCAAGCACGUCGUCUUCGGCAAGGUCACUUCAGGAAUGGACGUCGUGAAGUACAUCGAGAAUGUGCCCAAGGCACGGGGAGACCGGCCCCUGGAGGAGGUCAAGAUUGCCAAGAGUGGAGAAGUGAACGCCGCCACGGUGGGUGAAGGGCAUGAAGAGCUCUAGGCGAAAGCGGACAUCCAGUGGGUGCCGCCUUGUGCUGGGAAGCGGCCGGGCAGGACAGGCCUGAGCGUCAAGUCCGAGAGGUCAGAGACUGACACCAAGUCUCUGCUUGUACAUCUGUCCUGCCUUGUCAUCUAUAGUCGCCCUUUACCGCUGUCGCCACUACUGAGGCCCCUACCAAGGCUCAGCCGACAACACCCUCGAUUGAAGAACUGGCAGCGCAAAUCGCCUCCCUGCAAGCCGCACAGCAAGGCGCUGUGACACCAGUAGCCAAGAU
This is a messenger RNA of Microstroma glucosiphilum, 901 nucleotides long. RefSeq names its product peptidyl-prolyl isomerase. Gene Ontology annotation, biological process: protein folding; protein peptidyl-prolyl isomerization. Gene Ontology annotation, molecular function: peptidyl-prolyl cis-trans isomerase activity. NCBI's taxonomy places the organism in Eukaryota, Fungi, Basidiomycota, Exobasidiomycetes, Microstromatales, Microstromataceae. Gene Ontology annotation, cellular component: fungal-type vacuole; endoplasmic reticulum. The transcript is spliced from 2 exons. The record is from RefSeq and is a predicted model, not a curated record. Bases 1 to 627 code for a protein of 208 amino acids.